This is a messenger RNA of Pistacia vera, 1157 nucleotides long. RefSeq names its product glutathione S-transferase U17-like. Gene Ontology annotation, biological process: glutathione metabolic process. Gene Ontology annotation, molecular function: glutathione transferase activity. The transcript has 2 exons. Gene Ontology annotation, cellular component: cytoplasm. The coding region runs from base 52 to 741 and encodes 229 amino acids. The record is from RefSeq and is a predicted model, not a curated record. NCBI's taxonomy places the organism in Eukaryota, Viridiplantae, Streptophyta, Magnoliopsida, Sapindales, Anacardiaceae.
CAGAGCUCCCAUAAACAGAGCAUAAAGACUAUUACAUUGAGAUUAAAGGCAAUGGCGAAAAGUGACGUGAAGGUUCUGGGUGCAUGGCCGAGCCCAUUUGUGAUGAGGGCAAGAAUCGCCCUCAACAUCAAGUCUGUGGACUAUGAGUUCUUGGAGGAGACACUUGGAUCCAAAAGUGAACUUCUUCUCAAAUCAAACCCAAUUCAUAAGAAAAUUCCUGUUCUCAUACAUCAGGAUAAACCUGUUUGUGAAUCUCUCAUUAUUGUUCACUACGUCGAUGAGGUUUGGUCCUCUGGUCCCUCCAUUCUUCCAUCUGAUCCCUACGAUCGUGCCGUCGCCCGAUUUUGGGCCGCCUAUCUUGAUGAGAAGUGGUUUCCUUCCAUGAGAGGAAUGGCGAGUGCCCAAGGAGAGGAAGCCAAAAAAGCUGCAGUCGACCAAUUUGUGGAAGGUUUGAAUUUGAUGGAGGACGCUUAUGUGAAGUUGAGCAAAGGGAAGCCUUUCUUUGGAGGGGACAAAAUUGGGUACCUUGACAUUGCAUUCGGUUGUUUCCUGGCGUGGCUGAGAGUGACAGAGAAGACGAGUGGGAUGAAGCUUCUUGAUGAAGCCAGGACUCCUCAUUUGGCCAAAUGGGCUGUGAGCUUUUGCGCUGAUCCUGCUGUUAAGGAUGUCAUGCCUGAAACUGAGAAGCUCGCUGAAUUUGCUAAGCUUCUUGCCAAGUUCAAACCUGCCCCUCCAAAAUAAUUUCAUUCUGAGAUUAAAUUAUUGGAGAGGCUAGAACUAGUUGUGUGCUCAAGAGAAAUAAUGUUGUUUUGACUUUCUUGAGAAAUAAUCUUAAAAUUAAGUAUGUAUUGUGGAACUUACAAGUAAUUUCUUUUGGUCACUUUUGUGUUUGGUUGCAGGGAAAACUCUCCUCUCCUCAAGACUCUCUCUUGGUUCCAUUUGGAAAAGUUUAACUACAUAAAACAGGCAGAGAUUAGGAGUUCUAAUCAAAUGCAGAUGCUUUUAUUAAAGUUGGGACAAUUGGUUCAUAUGAAUUAGUUUCUCAUCAGUCUCUGAUAUUCUCCAUUAAUAUGCGUACCAAAUAAUCCUUAUCUAGUUAGUUUCUGAACUAGAUGCUCAUCAAGCAGACUUCGUAUCCAAUUGGGCACUUUUUUUUA